AUGCUCAUGGUUCAGACGUCAGAGAAGUCCAGCUCUCACACAGAAGUAGAGGAGACGAAAGACAGAGGAUGUGAAGAAAGAAACAGAAGUCAAGAUGAAACUUCUGUUCUGGAGCCUGCAACUGGCCUCUCUCUGCGCGCUGUCAUCCUGGAGUGCGUCCUCAGACUCAAAAUCAGAUCCGGGUUAUCAAAUGGAACGGUCGUCAAAGUGAAAUCUAAAAAUGAGACGGUGUUGGACCAUGAAACCAAUCCAGGGGUUAGAACUUCACUCUAUGCCUUAAUCGGGCUGGCAGCGGUGGCACCAAUCCUCCUGGUCGCACUGAUCUGUGUGUGUCGGCUGCAAAGGAGACGAGCUGGAGCCGCCAGAGUCAUCUACGAGGAGCCACACUUUGACUCCGAGACGCAGGACGUGGACAAACGCAGCACCGGGUCGAGCGGCUCAUCACAGUGGUGUCAGGUCCUGCUGUACGAUUCUGUGGACUACUUCCAGCAAACGGAGUCCAGGAAGACCUGA
Messenger RNA from Knipowitschia caucasica, 513 nucleotides. NCBI's taxonomy places the organism in Eukaryota, Metazoa, Chordata, Actinopteri, Gobiiformes, Gobiidae. The record is from the annotation of a GenBank genome assembly.